CGGAAUCAGGUAAACAAAUAAAUUAUUUCCCCAAGGAACGUCAAAAACAUGCUAUUGGGAUAGCCAAGGUCUAACGGUACAAUUUGACUGUGUCGACUGUCCCGGCAUGGGGGACAUGAAGACCCCCGAUUUUGAUGACUUGCUGGCUGCAUUUGACAUUCCUGACAUUGAUGCCAAAGAAGCCAUUCAGUCUGCCCGUGAUGAAGCUGAAAGCCACCAUGGGUCAGGCAGUGGGGCCCUGGGGAAGCCCGGGGAUGAUGGGGCUGAAGGGGGUCACGCAAUGAGAGCCACAAGUCCCCCCGGAACGGACUCGCACGGAGACCCACCCAUCGUCAGCGUGAUCGUGAAGAACCGCGUCCGCGCUGAAACCCUGGACGGGGGAGAGGGUACGGUCUCCGAGAGGGAGCCUGCAGACGGAACGCCCGGUAUCGGACUCGUACCACGGCUCGGAACACGGAGCCCCGGUCUGGCGCCACCGGAAUCGCUCAAUCACAACGGGUUUGUGUCCUCGAGCGCGUCGGGUCACCUCCCUCAGAGCCAGGGUCAGUCCAACGGGGACUCGUGGCCCCUCUGCGCCCCAAAGGCGACCCCGGACAGUACCGAGUUCCUGUCGGGCUCUGCCAGCUCCUCCAAGCAGGGCGGAGGCAACAUCUUCAACAAGCUGAAACCGCUGAUGGCGCAGGGCUCAGGAGACUCCAUCGGCAGGGCCCGCAAGAUGCAGCUCCUGCAGCAGCAGAAGCACCUUCACAUGCAGCAGCAGGAGGCCCCUGGUCCGGAGGCCAAACCAUCCAAAGCGCCCGCGGCGGCUGCUGCUGCUGGCGCAAGCUCGGGGACCCUGGCGUCGUCUCCGUUCUUUCCCCCUUCUAAAGCCAUGCAUUUGCCUUCCUCUGCGUCCUCUUCAUCGUCAUCCUCUUCCUCCUCAUCCUCCUCCUCACAUGCUAACAAUCCCCGUGUGUCUGGGCCACUGGGUUCGUCGGUGCCGCUUCAGUCGUUCAACGGAACCUCGAGGUCGGGUGGCCCGGCGGGUUUCCGACGCUUGGACUCGGACGAGGAGGACUCGGACCCUGAUCUGGGAGCACCGCUGGUGAUCCAGGAGAGCCCAGGCUCGCCAGCGUGCACCACUCCCAAGAUGGGCCGCCGCGUGCGCUCGCCCGCCGGGAGUUUCGAGUCGCCCUCGCUGCCGCCGUCGUCCGGCUCGUCGUCGUCCUUCCCCAAGCCCGGCGACGUGCCCUCCGCCUCGCCGGCCUCCCCACAGGGCCAGCAGAACUGGCUCUCGUCGCCCUCCUCCUCCCAGACCUCCGCCGCCAGCAAGAGCUCCCCACAGGAGGAGAGGCACCCCGAGCACGUGGUGGAGGAGAGGGACUCCCCCGAGAGCCCAGAACCGGAGGCCCCCAAGCCGGCCUCGGCCUCGUCCGCGCCCAAGAGAAGCUCCAGUCGAUUAGCCUCGCCCCGCCGACCCACCUAAGACGCCUCCCUGCUGCGGGAGCCGGGCGAGGAGGAAGAGGAGGAGAUGGAGGUGGCGAAGGGAGUCGUGGAGAAGACGGAGGAGAGGAAGGAACAGGAGAGCAAAGGGGCAGAGGAGGAGAAGAUGGAGGUGCAGGAGGAGGGGGAGAAGGUGGAGGGGAAAGCGCAGUCGGCGGAAGGAGGGGCGGCGCCACCCGUCGCCGUGGGAACGGCCACUCCGGCUGGGUCCGCCCCGUCGCGACCACUUAAGGUUCGCAUCAAGACCAUCAAGACGCCCACCGGCAGCAUCACCAGGACGGUGGUGGCGUCCAAAGGAGGCGGCGCGGGCAAAGGGUUGGAGGUCAUCAAGGCCCAGCAGGGGAACGCGGCGCCCGGCAGCCGAGCUUCGGCCAGACAAAGCGCGGCGUGGCACGCGCGGGCCAAAGAGCUUCGGCCCGACUGCCCGCGGUCCACUUCCGGAGCCAACAGCGCCAUGUUGGCCGCGGCCACCAAGGCGCAGAGCAAGAUGGCCUCCCCAUCCGACAAGGGCAAGGUGACCGCCACGGCGGUCAGCAUCACCAAAACGGCCGCUCUGCCCGCCACCUCUGUGGUCAGCGGCAUCAGCGUCCGGCCCGUCGCCAAGGCAACCAACGGGGGCACAUCGGCCGGGGGCGGCGGCGGCGGUGGUGGUGGUGGUGGUGUCGUCCACCAGCCCUGCAAGCCCGCGUCCAUCGUCAACAGCACGGGCGCCGUCAUCUCGCGCUCGCAGUCCAGCCUGGUCGAGGCCUUCAACAAGAUCCUCAACAGCAAGAACCUGCUGCCCAGCUACAAGCCGGACCUUUCUGCCCCUCCGCCACUCGAGUGGGGGCUCGGCAUGCCCGCCGCCGGCUACCGCUGCCUGGAGUGCGGCGACUCGUUCGCGCUGGAACGCAGCCUGGUGCGCCACUACGACCGGCGCUCGCUGCGCAUCGAGGUGACGUGCAACCACUGCGCCAAGCGGCUGGCCUUCUUCAACAAGUGCAGCCUGCUGCUCCACGCGCGCGAGCAUAAGGAACGCGGCCUGGUCAUGCAGUGCUCGCACCUCGUCAUGCGGCCGGUCACCGUGGAGCAGAUGAUCAGCCAGCAGGACAACGCGCCCAUCGGAAUGCUCUCUCCCUCUCCGUCUCUCUCGUCCACACCAGCUGCCCCUCAGGGCACCCCCUCUGUCUCCACCGCCACCCCCAGCCCCCAGAAGGACUCGCCGUCGCCCUCGGCAACAGCAGCAGCAGCAGCAGCCACCCAGCCCUCCGCUCCGCGCCGACUACCCAGCAGCCCCCAGGCCAUCAUGCCCCUGCCCUGCAAGAAGGUGGACGUGCUCCAGUACAACAACUUCAAGUGCCCGGAGUGCCAGGCUCAGUUCGGGGGCAAGGCGGAGUUGGUCGCCCACUUCCAGCAGAUCAGAGCCACCCCCAACUCUACGUGUACGCUGUGCACUCCGCCCAUGAUGCUGCCCAACUGGUGCAGCGUAUGCCCACCAGCGAUCCAUUAGCAUCAAAGGCCGCAUCGCCUGCCCGCCGGUGGCGGCGGCGUGGCCCGGCAGGCCAGCUUCCAAGCGCACCUGGAGGAGUCCUGCCUGCACUUCGCCCGACGCAUCGGAUACAGGUGCUCCAUCUGCCAGGUGGUGUUUGGGGGCCUGAACUCCAUCAAGUCCCACAUCCAGACGGCCCACUGCGAGGUCUUCCACAAGUGCCCCAACUGCCCCAUGGCCUUCAAAUCUGCCCCCAGUGCCCAGUCCCACAUCAGCACCCAGCACCCCACGCUCACCACCACCCAGCCCAAGAUGAUCUACAAGUGUGUCAUGUGCGACACGGUCUUUACCCAGAAGCCCCUGCUCUACGUGCAUUUCGACACUCACCUGGCCAAGCAGAAGGUGCACGUGUUCAAGUGUCCUGACUGCACCAAGCUCUACGCCCAGAAGGCCUCCAUGAUGGAGCACAUGAAGACCGUCCACAGAGGCCUGUCUGUCAAGCCAGAGACCCCGCCCACAACCACUACUACCACCACCACCACCACCUCCACCACCCCAGGCACCAUGCCCCUCACGGUGCAGCCAAUCCCCAAAGCCCGAGGGCAGGAAGGGGAGGAGUGGAGUGGAGAGCCCGGGGAGGAAGAGGGGGACCGAGAGGGGGAGGGCGGGGAGAAGGAGGAGGAAGAGGAGGAUGAGGAGGAGAACGAGGAGGAAGAGGAGCCCGAGAGCUCGCCGGAGAGUUCCUCCAUGGAGUGGAAGUGCCGCGAGUGCCGCACUCGCUACUCUGAGAAAGAGGACUACAUCUCCCACAUGAGGAAGGAGCACGGCAAGCCCAUGAAGAAGUUCCCGUGCCGUAUGUGCGAGCGCUCCUUCAGCUCGGCCAACAGCCUGCGGCGCCACGUGCGGGUCAUCCACGAGGGCAUCCGCAGAGUCUUCCACUGCCAGUACUGCUCUGAGGGGAAGCGCACGUUCAGCAGUCGUUUGAUUCUGGAGAAACACAUCCGGGUCAGACACGGCAUCCGCUCCAGACAACCAGUGGACAGACAGGGUCCUCCCAACACCAGGAAGCGCUCUGCUCCGGCGGAGGGUGUGGGCAGCUCGUCCGAGCAGGAGGGGGACGGCGCGUUUGAGGAGGCGUCAGAGGGCCCCGCCAGCGGCGGCGGGGGGGCGGUGAAGCGCUGGCGUCCCGCAGCAACCGGCGGCGCCGGCGAGGCCUCGGCGCCGCACGACCGGGACGAAGGAGUCCGCCAGGAAGCCGAGGAGUCCGGCAGCGGCGAGGGGGGGGAGGAGACCACCGGCGCCGCCACUCCAGCCGGCUCCGCCCCCGUUGCCGCCGGCUACAAGUGCACGCCGUGCGGCUUCGUCACGGAGGACUGGGCGGAGUUCCAGCAACACAUCCCGCAGCACCAGGCGGAGGGUGGCGUGGGCAGUGCGGGCUCUCUGCAGUGCACCCAGUGCGGCGCCUGCUUCGCCUCGGCCGGCUCGCUGGCCCGCCACCGCUUCAUCACACACCGGCUGCGCAACGAGACCCGCGGCCACGGCAAAAACGCCGCCUCCUCCUCCUCCUCCUCCUCCUCGGCUGCCGCCGGCGCCGCCUCCUCCUCCUCGCCCGACAACGGCGCCGCCGGGGCCACGCCCCCCGACGACGGCUCCCCGACAUCGCCGCUCCGGGGAGAGGACGGGAGCUACGGCUGCCGCGUGUGCGGGCGACGCUUCGACAAGCAGCCCGACCUGAACACGCACUUCCGCACGCACGGCAUGGCCUUCAUCACCGCACACAAGAACGACAAACCCACAUAGAGGAGGAGGAGGAGGAGGAGGAGGAGGAGGAGGAGGAGGAGGAGGAGGAGGAGGAGGAGGAAGGACAGAAAGAAUGAAGAACAAAGAAGCGCCAGUGAACGGAGUCAGAAGUGGACUGGAGAAAAUGACCGACCAAUCCCAGUACAUCACCAACAGUGGACGUUAGAACAAGGCAGCGUGUGUGUGUGCUACCCUCUACAAACUACAAACCUGUGCCAUCCGCCAAUCCACCACAGGCCACUGCUCCUCAUUCGUGGAGAGGAGUGGUCAUAGGACACCUAUGCGAUUGGACACACAGUGAAGACACUUGAUCUAAUCCCAGUGCUGAUUGGCUACUUGUUUGGGUCGUCUUGAUGAGCAGAGAGAGAGUCGUGUGAGGUCAAAAAGAAAAGGAGACGAGAUGACCACGAGAUGAAUGAAGCUCAGGCUUGCAGACCAACUGGACACUAACCCAACAACCUCCUCCUUCGUCCUGAUUGGCUAAGGAGAGACUGGGAGACCAGGAUGGAUCAGGAAACUGCAGCAGAAAGCCACAGGUCCCAUCCAGAGGCUUCAUGUCGAGUGGACGUUGACCAGUGCUUUCUACUCCUAUUGGUUGUAACGAUGCCAGCUCAGUGUUCCCUUUUGUUCCGUUCUCAGCUGCAUACACACGCAGAGGCCCCUGGUGAGCUCUGUCUCCUGCAGGAGAUACAAGACGAGUCAUUCUGUGUCAAAUCAGACAGAAUCCAGGGAAAUGGUGGCUGCCUGUCUCAGAUUUUGCUUUUGUCCUUUAUGCUCAUUGAUUAUAUGUAAGGCCCUAGAUUUGGAACAAAGUGGGCCAUGCAAGCAAAAUCCACAAUAGAAACUUUUAAUGGUUCAGUUAUAUUAGGAUGAAUAAUACUUAAUGCCCAAACAUUGCUUCCAAGAUUACCGGUAUGUGUUUUUCAAGUUGUCAAACUGAAGAAAUAUCUCAAGGAAAAACAUGAAAACAUAGGAUUGAAAUAUCUAAAUAUUUUCCAGGCCUUGGUUUUGAAACCCGUUCAUGAUAUAUAGACACGAUUUGAACAAAAUCUGAGAUGGUGCAGCAAACAACCUUAUCGGAUUUGAGACAAGAAAACACAGGGCUUAUCUACAGAAUCUCAUUUUAACUCCAUGUAGUACAGAGGUACGGUUCUGCGACCGGUUCUAAAUCAGUUCUAGGGUUUGGGGAACGUCUCUGUGGUCACAUUCAGAUUUGCCUAAAGGCUGUUGUCUGGUCAGUGUUAUUUGGGGGGGUGAGGUUUGAUUAUCGACUGCAAAAAAAAAAAAAGAGGUGCUAUCGAAGGUGUUUCUAAAUGAACAGAAGUAAUAUUAAAAUUGUAUUGACAUUGUACUGAUCUAUUUAUUUAUAUGUCACACGUAUUGUGUCUUUUUUGAACUGUCUGAUUAAGGAAUGGUAGAAAAGUGAUCUUUAUAUUACCUAGGAGGAGAGUCUACUGAACUAUGUGGCAGAUUUGCGUUUCCAGCUCUUUGCAUGACAGAUGUGUGAUGUUUGAGGUGUUACAGAAAUUAAAAAAAAAAAAACUUAUUGUGAAAAACAAACAAAAAAAAUAACAUGGUUACGCACUUCUUGCAAGAGCACAUUUGUAUGUGUGUGUGUUUGUGUGUGUGUGCGUGUCUACGUGUGUGUGUGUAUAUACUGUACAACGCAGUAAUUUUGAAAAACACUUAGGUGGGGUUAGUAGACAAUGUGAAGUGUGAAUUCUACUUACUGUAAUAGUAUAAACUUGUUUUGUCUUUUUUUAUUCAGCUGAUUCUAAGCUGACUGAAUCAUGAAUGGAUAUUUGGAUAUAAGUUACAUAUUUUUUACAAAAGAAUCACAAAACGGAAACAACAACAAAAAAAAGCUGACAAGUGAGAAGGCUUUUGAUGGGAGUGUUUUCCGAGGCGCGUGUACACAUUUGUUGUUUGUUGGUUUGUUUAGUUUGUUUAUUUCCCCCCCUCUUUGAUAUGAGUCUUUUCUACCUGCACAGGGACACUAGUAAGCGAGCAUCACCCUUCUGUAAGAACUGCAGCUCAAUGACAUUUGUGACUCUGUGAAAGCCUGUGUAUAUCCUUUUUUUAAGAAACAAAAAUGUGUGUCUUAUGUACAUCCCUUACAUAUAAAUACAUCUUAUCAUUUUAUUUUUCUGUGAUUGCUGCUUGCAACACUGCCAUACCCUUUUAUGUCAACACCUACUCUCCUGUUUGAAAUAAUAAUAAAUAUGACAACCGUACGGCAUGGA
This is a messenger RNA of Alosa alosa (allis shad), 6993 nucleotides long. It is a transcript of the gene znf687b, whose product is annotated as zinc finger protein 687b. Lineage: Eukaryota; Metazoa; Chordata; Actinopteri; Clupeiformes; Clupeidae. The record is from RefSeq and is a predicted model, not a curated record.